Molecule: messenger RNA, 996 nt
Organism: Ophidiomyces ophidiicola
Lineage: Eukaryota; Fungi; Ascomycota; Eurotiomycetes; Onygenales; Onygenaceae
Exons: 6
Coding region: 1-996 (331 amino acids)
Molecular function (GO): monooxygenase activity; heme binding; oxidoreductase activity, acting on paired donors, with incorporation or reduction of molecular oxygen
Source: RefSeq, a predicted model, not a curated record
AUGUCAGCGGGUGGGAAGGCCGCAGCAAAGAAUCGGCCAACUUUUGUUGAUAUGGAUCCUCCGGAUCAUAUGCAUCAAAGGGGUAUGGUCACGUCAUUCUUUACUCCAGAGCAUAUUGAAUCAAUGAAGCCACAAAUCCAAAGGACGGUGGAUCAUUACCUGGAAGAGAUGAUACGAAAAGGAUGUGAGAAGCCAGUUGAUUUAGUGGAACAGUUUUCCCUCCCCAUACCAUCCAAGAUCAUAUAUGAUUUGUUAGGUAUACCAUUUGAGGACACAGAGAUUUUGACGCAAUGGAAUGCUAUUCGGACGAAUGGUAGCUCGACUGCUGCUGCUGCCUCCAAUGCUAAUCAAGAACUACUGGAGUAUCUUGAUAAGCUUGUCGACAAGAAAAUCAUGGAUCCUGAGAGCGACUUGAUCAGUUCCCUGGUCACCAAACAGCUCAUUCCUGGGAAUAUUGACAAGUUGGAUGCUGUCCAAAUAUCAUUUCUUUUGCUUGUUGCUGGCAAUGCUACCAUGGUCAACAUGAUCAAUCUAGGAGUGGUAACACUUCUUGAACAUCCAGACCAACUAGAGGACUUGAAGAACCAUCCAUCUCUAGCAAAACCGUUCGUAGAAGAGUUAUGUCGGUAUCAUACUGCGUCGGCGUUGGCUACUCGCCGUGUCGCUAAAGUUGAUAUCACCCUGAAUGGCCAAAUUAUCAAAGCUGGCGAAGGUAUCAUUGCUUCCAACCAAGCUGCUAAUAGAGACGAGGACGUAUUUCCUAACCCAGACAAAUUUGAUAUGCACCGCAAACGUGGUGCCGAAAGUGCCCUUGGGUACGGUUAUGGGGACCAUCGCUGCAUCGCGGAAGGGCUUUCUCGUGCAGAACUAGAGGCUGUUUUCUCAACGCUUUUCCAGCGGCUUCCUAACUUGAGACUUGGAAUCCCCCAUUCAGAGAUCAAAUAUACCGCACCUACCAUGGAUGUCGGUAUCAGCGAACUUCCGGUAGUGUGGUAG